AUGGCAGCGAUGAAGGAGCAGCUGCUGGCUGAGAUGGCCGAGGAGCGAGAUAUGCUGAUGAAGCUGUUCCAGGCGCAGCAGGAAUCCUUGAUGAUGGAGAUGCGGAGCGCAUUCGCCAGGAUGGAAGAGACGGCAGGGCGGAGCGAAGGCGAUCACCCGUUCGACGCCAGGACACAGAAGACAGUGGCAUUGCUGCCGGAGUCCGUGGACCCGAUGCCGGGCCAGACUCACGGCCUUGAGGCAGAGAGCCCCGCUUCGAGCAUCUCCAACGAGAUGUCCGUGCGCUCGAGCAUCAACCACCAUUCCAUGGAAACGGUGAACUCAGCGCCCGUCGUGGAUAUCUACCAUGAUGUCGUCGGCCCGAGCAGUCCUUCGCUGAAAGGCGAGCUCCUGCAUUCGCCGUCCAUGGCAGCGACCCCCGUCAAGUCCCUGGGCUUCUCGCAAGGAAAGAAAGAGGAGAAGGAAGAGAAGGUGAUGGACAAGCUGAAACGCUGGAUCAAUGUCCUGGCUGCCACACUUGUGGUGCUGAAUUCCUUGGUCAUGAUGGUGGAGUUAGAGUUGGAGGGCAAUGCCAUUGGGACGCGGAUCGGCCUGGUUAGCGAGGCAAUACCGUACGAACAGGUCAGCCCGAUCUUCGAGACGCUCGACAGUGCCUUCGUGUUUAUCUUCUUGGCGGAGCUGAUCUUCCGCGCCUUUGUUGAGUGGGCAACGUUCAUGAAGGAGUUUGCGUUCUGGUUCGACUUCUUCCUCGUCGCUGCAGGUUUUGUUGACAUGUAUAUCAUCAUGCCCUUGGCUUCUGCUGGGGGGCUGGGAGGAGAGCACAAGAACAUUGUCUUGCUACGGCUCGUGCGGGCGCUGAAGGCGCUCCGCGCAAUCCGUAUGGUGCGCACUUUGCGACUCUUUACAGGGCUUCGACUCCUUGUGAAGGCCUGCCAAUGCUUCCUCCCCUCCCUCGGCUGGUCGAUGGUGCUUCUUGGAGUCUUUAUGUCCAUGGGCGCGCUGGUGCUGGGCACCCUGCUGCAGGACUUUAUCCUGGACCCGACCCAUAGCCUGGAUGACAGACAGUGGGUUUGGAUGCGCUAUGGCACAGCUUAUCGGGCGCUGUACACACUUUACGAAAUAACCUUCGCAGGUAACUGGCCUACCAACGUGAGGCCGGUGCUGGACCGUGCGGGUCAUGGCUUCGUGAUAUUUUUCCUCGUGUACAUCACGAUCAUUGUCUUCGCAGUUAUACGCGUGAUAUCUGCAAUUUUCUUAAAGGACACUUUAGAUGCCGCCAACAAUGAUGCAGAACAUCUUGUCGUGGAGCGACUGCGGAAGAAGGCGGAGUAUGUGGAGAAGCUGGAGCAAGUCUUCCAUGCCAUGGAUGACGCUGGGGAUGGCAUGAUCACCGAAGAACGGCUGACGCACAUUCUGGCGAACCCAGUGGCCAAGGCUUACUUCCAAACGCUGGAUGUCGACAUCUAUGAGAGUGCGGCGCUCUUCCAUCUGCUAGACAACGGAGAUGGCGAGGUCACCUUGGAGGAGUUCAUUGAAGGCAUCAUGCGCUGCAAAGGUCAAGCGCGAGCCAUUGAUCAGGUGGCCAUGCGGGCGGACUUGAAGGCACUUGACUUCAAGCUCUCCAAGCUGGUGAGGAUGCUCAAGAGCUCGGGCAUCAUCUCAACACCCAGCCACAGCCACAAGGAGAAGAGGAAAGGAGCAAAAGUUCCAAAAGUUCUCCGAGAGUCGCCCGCUCUUGAAGCGCUCGCAUGA
Symbiodinium sp. CCMP2592 is the source of this 1752-nucleotide messenger RNA. NCBI's taxonomy places the organism in Eukaryota, Dinophyceae, Suessiales, Symbiodiniaceae. The record is from the annotation of a GenBank genome assembly.